GGCACGAGUCGGACGGAAGAGGGAGCAGAGCUGAGCUGUGGUCUGUUGCUGUGGGGUAACACAGCGAGCUGACGGCGACAUGCGUCCGGCGAGCUGAGCUGUAGCCUGUUGCUGUGGGGUAACACAGCGAGCUGACGGCGACAUGCGUCCGGCGAGCUGAGCUGUGGCCUGUGGCUGUGGGGUAACACAGUACCUGCCCCCGGCUUCUCCUCUCCCACGGCCACGCCGACCGCGAGGACGACUCCGCGCCCGCAGACGCCUUCUUCUCUGUCUCCAACUCUAGGAGCUGCUGCAUCAGGGGUGAACGCGGCCAGUUUGCCGGGCACCAACACGGCCGUCGCCGGCAUCGACUUUCCUGGCUGCAGCAAGCAACUGGACUGGACACACAGCACUAGUGACCUCGCUUUUGAAAUUCACCAAUAGGACGAUGGCUUCCAGGCACUCAGAGAACAAUGCACAAGGAGCAGCGCUGUUGACGACUCCUCACACUAACAUAUCCAGGAUCAUCCAUUCGUUGCCCCUCGAGACCAGGUGGCCAACACUCUCGGUUCGCCAGUAUGCUAGCUUUUGGCUGGCCGAGGUAACAUUGAAGACAGGCUUUCCACUCGUCCAUUCAUGCUUCGAGCCAAGGCCCACUGACGUAUUCCUUGCAAGCUUCCCCAAGUCUGGCACCACUUGGCUCAAGGCUCUCGUCUUUGCAACGCUCAAGCGGUCCACACAUGUGCCGUUCGACGGCGACCAUCCACUGCGCCAUUGCAGCCCCCAUGACAUCGUCAGGUUCCUUGAAAUUGAAUUCAACACAAGGGAUGAGUUUGAAGCGGUCCCUUCCCCGCGCGUGCUGGCCACACACCUUCCCUACUCCUUGCUGCCUAACUGCAUCACCGGAGAGGAGAGCUCAGGGUGCCGGAUCGUGUACGUCUGCCGGGAACCCAAGGACGCGCUGGUCUCCUACUGGCUGUUCACGAAGAAGGCGGCGCUGGCGAGGGGAGUUGACGACGUCCGGUCGACGUUCACCAUCCAGGAGGCGUUGGAGCUGUUCUGCGACGGCCGGUGUCCGGGCGGCCCGCAGUGGCAGCAUGUCCUCCAGUACUGGGAGGAGAGCUUGAGGAGGCCUGACAGGGUGCUGUUCUUUCGGUACGAGGAGAUGCUGCUUGAGCCUGAGAGUCAUGUCAGGAAGCUAGCGAAGUUCAUGGGCUGCGAGUUUUCUGAGGAGGAAGAGGAGAGCGGGGUGGUGAGCGCCAUCGUGGAGCUGUGUAGCCUGGCUAAGCUGAGGGACAUGGAGGUGAACAGAAAUGGAAGCACUAGGAUGGGGAUCAAGAACGAAAGCUUCUUCAGGAUGGGAGUUGCUGGGGACUGGAGCAAUCACAUGACGCCAGAGAUGGCGCAGAGGCUGGACAAAGUCGUUGAGGAUGCAUUGCAAGGGACUGGAUUCACCUUCACGAGCACAGCAUGAGCCGCUCUUGGUUGCAAAGUGCCGAAUGUCAAAAAGAUCAGCUAGUUUUAUCAGUAUUGCUGGUUGUAGAAAUCAUGCGACCCAUAUGGUGAAUAUUCUGCUUCUGAGUGAUGGAGGAAAGUUGUGGACUUCACCUUACAUGGAAUUAAUUUAUGUACAACUCAUUUGUAGGCCUUGUUUAGUCCGAAAACUUUUUGGUUUUCGGAACUUUCGUUUUUAUUUGACAAACAUUGUCCAAUCAUAAAGUAACUAGGCUUAAAAGAUUCAUCUCGCGAUUUACAGGUAAACUGUGCAAUUAGUUUUUGUUUUCAUCUAUAUUUAGUGUUUCAUGCAUGUGCCGCAAGAUUCGAUGUGACGGGGAAUCUUGAAAAGUUUUUGGAUUUUGGGGUGAACUAAACAAGGCCGUAGUUUGUCAUGUUGUCAUAUCGAGUGUAUGUUGUUUGCCUAUUUUUUUUAAUUCAGCCUGUUUGUUUCUCUUUUCAGCUGUACUUUUUCUCACAAUAAAUCAGCCAACAGUAAUUUCAGUCAUAUCUUGUGGAUGA
Sorghum bicolor (sorghum) is the source of this 1995-nucleotide messenger RNA. Its product is annotated as cytosolic sulfotransferase 5. The coding region runs from base 428 to 1453 and encodes 341 amino acids. Lineage: Eukaryota; Viridiplantae; Streptophyta; Magnoliopsida; Poales; Poaceae. The record is from RefSeq and is a predicted model, not a curated record. Gene Ontology annotation, molecular function: sulfotransferase activity. Gene Ontology annotation, cellular component: cytoplasm. The transcript is spliced from 2 exons. Gene Ontology annotation, biological process: sulfation.